AUGGGUAAAAUUUCAGCUGCUUUGCAUCACACACUUACUUGCAAAUUCCCUUCUUGCGAAAGUAAACUAUUUAGCAAAGUAACUCCCGAUUUCAAAAAUAAAAGGUUCUUUAAAUUCCCAUCAAAUCUUGAAAGGUGCAAAAUUUGGAAGACCAUCUGCAAUAUCAGCCCUUAUAUCAAAGUUACUAGUAGUUCCCGUUUAUGUGAAGAUCACUUUACAUCAUCAGAUUUCAAUAAUCCUGAAAAUCCGGUACGUUUAAGCAAUAAAGCUAUUCCCAGAUCUUCUAUCGAAAUCGCAACUGGUUACGAUCAUUCCAGUGUUAACAUUAUUGAUGAAACAACUGAUUCAAUUGUUCCGGUUCCCCAAAGUCCUGCCCUUGCAACUUUUCAUUCUUUGUCCAAUUGUAGCAUUGUAAAUGACCAUUGCUAUGUUAACACCAUCACCGAGUCUCAAGAUAAUGGUUUUAUUGAAACAUCACCAAAUUCUGCAGCCUGUUCUCCUGAUAUUGCAACUCAAUCUUUGUCUGAUUUGAGCAUUGAGAGUGAUCAUUGCUAUGCUCGUCAUAUUUGGACUGAAGCUUCAUUUCCUGAAAAACCUUCGAAUAACCCUGAGGAGUUCACUUUCACAUCGUACCAAUCCUCAUCUGAUCUCCAAACGUGUAAUUCAACUUCUAAACUGUCAGUAACCCCACAAAAUAUCGAUCUAGAGAACCCCCCAUUAUAUUCAGCCAAAAACACUAAACCCAAUGCAGGUAUUUCAUUUCUCCUAGAAAAAAAUACUGGUAUCUUGAGGAAAGCUGGCCUUAGUAAGUUCAAUAUAUCACCUGAACAAAGUAUUAGGUACAAAGUUCAUAGAAAUGUACUUUCAAAAUUGAGUAAAUUGAAAUCUCAACUCAGACAUCAGCGGAGUAAAAUCAAAUCUUCAAACACCUUAUAUGAUAAAGGGGAGUUCAUCGGAACUCCCCUUUUCUAUUCCUAUGGAGAGAGGAUUCCUCUCUGUCGACUGUGGCGUUUCUGUCAGCUUAUCUCAGGGUUUUAG
Molecule: messenger RNA, 1038 nt
Organism: Coccinella septempunctata (seven-spotted ladybird)
Lineage: Eukaryota; Metazoa; Arthropoda; Insecta; Coleoptera; Coccinellidae
Exons: 1
Coding region: 1-1038 (345 amino acids)
Source: RefSeq, a predicted model, not a curated record